Molecule: messenger RNA, 753 nt
Organism: Talaromyces rugulosus
Lineage: Eukaryota; Fungi; Ascomycota; Eurotiomycetes; Eurotiales; Trichocomaceae
Exons: 1
Coding region: 1-753 (250 amino acids)
Molecular function (GO): chitosanase activity
Source: RefSeq, a predicted model, not a curated record
AUGAAAACUGCUGCCAUCACCAGCCUGGCCGUCGCGGCCCUGGCAGCGCCAGCCCUCGCCUACGACAUCCCUGACAAUGUGCAAGCCUUCUACGACAAGGUCAAGAAAGGUGGCUCUUGCAGCGGCUCAGACCUCCUCCAAGGCGGCUUCUACGCUGAAGAAGACGGCUCUCAAGACUAUGGCUACUGCCAAAAAUACUUCACCGACAAGGGCUUCUACAUCAAGGGGUCUGGCAAAGAACUGGCCGACAUGGACGUCGACUGUGACGGCGACCAGGAUGGUCUCGACUCGCGCUGCGGUUCGUCUGGCGACACCCAGGCCGAGACUGCUUUCAAAGACCAAGUCCACGACGACUAUGGUAUUUCAGAUCUGCGCGCCGAUAUCCACCCUUAUGUCGUGCUGGGCAACUAUGGUGACUACAGCCCAACCUUUGACCCCGAGGAUGUGGGUAUCAAGCCGCUGAGUCUUGUUGCCGUCGUGUGCAACAACAAGCUCAUCUAUGGUAUUUGGGGAGACACCAACGGUGACGAUGGCCCCCCUCUGGUCGGCGAGUCUUCGCUUGCUGUCGGCACUGCUUGCUUCGGGGAUAGCAUCAAUGGCGACAACGGUCACGAAGACACGGAUGUUUUGUACAUUGCUUUCAAGGGCGACGAUGCCGUUCCGGGAACUUCGGCUGACUGGUCUGCCGACUCGUAUGAGGAUUUUGCUGCCAGUAUCAAGGACUUUGGCGACAACCUCGUUUCGUCUCUGUAA